AUGCCUCACAUAUCCAAUACCCCAGAAUCUUUGCUACCACGCUCGGAUUCCCGGAAUCCCGCCAACACAUGUAGAGGCAUCACAACUCAAGGCCGCUCCUGUCGGCGCGGCGUAACACCGUCCCCAAAUCCGUCUCCGGUAUCGACUCCUCGAAAGAAGGACCCUCGACAUGCACCGAUAGAUGUGGAUUCUUUGUAUUGCUGGCAACACAAAGACCAGGCUUUUUCUUCGACCCCGGUCACUCAACCCACAACCCAUGAAGACUCUUUGAAGCCAAGGUCUAGCAUUGAUACCCUUAUGGACCGACUUGGCGUCCUUGACAUCAACGAUGGAACACAAAAGCCUCCAAAAAGGCGGUAUACGAACCAAGCCAACCUCGGCGAAAAACCUCGACCUCGGCCCAAGAAGAAGAAAAGCUCCUUCUGCUGCUUCGAGAUUGUGGACGAAGAAAGCGACCAGGAUUCCAAACCAUCCAUUCCAGUCAAGAAACCCACGCCAUCUCGUCCAUCACAUUAUUCUAACCAAGGGCGCCCCCAAAAUGGCCGCAUCCCAUCGUCUGGUCAGCAAAAACCAUCUCGGCCUUCUGCACCAACCCCCAGAAAGUCUUCGCAGACCGGAUCUCUUUUAUCAUGGAUUCCUUCCACUUUGGAACCUCAAACGACAUCGAUUCUUCUGACGGAACUAGCCAAACCUAUUUCCGAUGCUGACGAGGAAGGCUACAUCUACAUGUUUUGGGUUACACCUCCAAAAAGUACCCCACGAGGAAGUGGACCAAGUGGACCGGCUCAACCCCCCAUCCCAAGGGAUAUCGCAUCCUCUCUGCUGCCCCAAUCCCCCUAUAAGGACAACACCCUCCGACCACCAGCACAACCACGCAGUGUCAGUGAUGCAAUUCGCGCAGCACAAGGUCUCAAUGCAUUAACCACAAACCCGACAUCUACCUCACCCGGCACACUCAGACUGAAAAUAGGCAGGACGAGUAAUGUCCACAGAAGACUGGUGGAAUGGACACGCCAAUGCUCUCACGAUUUGACACUCAUACGCUACUACCCUUAUACCCCUUCGUCUACAAACUCUUCCCCAGCUAGAGUGCCACCAUCUCGGACCCCGGCGGCCUCUUCAGUAUCCGGAAGUAAGGUCCCACAUGUCCAUCGUGUGGAAAGACUUAUUCAUCUGGAAUUGGCAAAUCUUCGAAUUCGUGAUCUUGGCCAGUGCACAGAGUGUGGCAAGGAGCAUCGCGAGUGGUUUGAGGUUGAAGCGCAGAAGGACGCAUUGCGAAAGGUAGAUGAAUGUAUUCGGCGGUGGAUUGCAUGGGGAGAAUCGAUGAAAUAA
Penicillium waksmanii is the source of this 1332-nucleotide messenger RNA. RefSeq lists its product as uncharacterized. Bases 1 to 1332 code for a protein of 443 amino acids. The transcript has a single exon. The record is from RefSeq and is a predicted model, not a curated record. NCBI's taxonomy places the organism in Eukaryota, Fungi, Ascomycota, Eurotiomycetes, Eurotiales, Aspergillaceae.